AUGUCGGACACUCCAACCCAAUCCAUGCGAAAACGAGCGAGAAAAGCAUGCGAGCCAUGCAGAGAGCGCAAGAGAAAAUGCAACGGCCGUCGACCAUGCAGUUCAUGCGUCCGGUUUGAAUAUGAGUGCUCGUUUGAGUCUCGCGAGAGACGAAUCCACUCGCCUGUUAACACUCCAAGCCAUCAAAGCCACCAAACAGCUACCACGCCAAAGUUAACGCCGAACGAUCACUCUUUUGUUCAGUCUUUAGAGGCGAAUUCUGGACCGGCGUUUGUUAGACGAUUGGCUCUUUCUAUUGAUCCGGCCAAUGCGCCUCGACCGCACGUCUUUGCGUGGAACGUUGGACCUCGUGGGCCGUCCUCGGUCGAGAUGUCUAGUGCAUCGCGCAUUGCGGAUCUUAUAUCUGAGUCCAACUUGAAUCUUCUUGCGUCCGUUUAUUUUGAAAAGAUUGAUCCAUGCUAUGGAUUCAUCAAUCGCGAGUCCUUUUUCCGCCACGUGAGGACAAGAUGGACUUCUCCCGAUUCUACAGACGGCUACGAUGCUGUUUUAUGUGGUGUCGCUGCCCUCGGAUCCUUCUUCAGUCGUCAGUCCACCCCUUCAGUAGAGGGAAGUCUGAUCAAACUGUCUCGAUCCAUCCUCGACAACCACAUCACAUCAGGAGUGCCAUCUAUAGACAUGAUCACUGGAUGGGUAUGCCAAGUUGUAUAUCUCCGAAUGACAGCUGCUCCACUGGCUGCCUGGAUGGCCAGCUGCACGACAAUGCAUUUGAUCGAAGCCGCAGGACUGCAUUUUGAAUCUCCGACCAGGUCAAAUACUGUCCUCACUCCCAUCACGGCAGAUCCAAAUAUCAGACAGAGACUGGUUGGUGUUGCACAACAUCUGCACACUUGGAUAUCUUUCGAUCUGGGCCUUGCCCGCGUAUCCCUUCAACAACAACCACAGACCACCACACUCCAGUCUACAACACCAGGGGACUAUACGGAGAAACUGCUAUCUCUCCUUCCAGUAUCCGCCAGUCUUGAUCCAAGUGAGCCACAAGACGAAGACAAUCUGCACUCCACUCUAUCACAACUCGUCUCCAGUCAAGAUCACCAACCUCCCCUCGUGAUGGCUCAAUGUAAUCUCCUCCUCUGCAUUCUCCGCCGAAUACACACUCAAAGCAGCCAUCUCAUCGGUAAAAUCAACGAAGACCCAGGCAUGGACGCUGUACUUGCAUUCAUGCGCAAAGCCCUCUGGGCAGCACGAACACUCGCCGACUCCAUCAGUCCGUGGCAUCAAGUCGCCAACAUUCCGUUUCAGAUUGUCUGCACGCUACUGGUUAUCGAUAGUCGGGCAUCGUUACGACUGUUAAGAGAGGCGAUGCAGACGCUGCGCCAUGUCACUUUUAUAUUUCAAACGAGUAAUCUCAAAGAGGCAUGUAGUAACGCCCGGUUACUACUAUGGUUGCAUCAGAAGAGACGCACUGAAGACGUGAAUAUGGUUACUGAUGUUCUUGCAUCGGAUGCCUCAGCAGACGCAGCUGCUGAGUCUGACGGUGAAUUGGGGGUUUCGAGUGAGGUUGAACUUGCUUGGAUUGAUAGUCUGACGGCUGGCAUGCCGAGUUUACAGGAUAUUGAUGCUGAUUUGAUUCUGAACGGUGAUUAUAUGAUUUAA
This is a messenger RNA of Aspergillus wentii DTO 134E9, 1653 nucleotides long. RefSeq lists its product as uncharacterized. Gene Ontology annotation, molecular function: DNA binding; zinc ion binding; DNA-binding transcription factor activity, RNA polymerase II-specific. Gene Ontology annotation, biological process: DNA-templated transcription; response to xenobiotic stimulus; regulation of DNA-templated transcription. The record is from RefSeq and is a predicted model, not a curated record. Lineage: Eukaryota; Fungi; Ascomycota; Eurotiomycetes; Eurotiales; Aspergillaceae. The transcript has a single exon. Bases 1 to 1653 code for a protein of 550 amino acids.